Messenger RNA from Chaetomium fimeti, 1115 nucleotides. RefSeq lists its product as uncharacterized. The record is from RefSeq and is a predicted model, not a curated record. Bases 162 to 833 code for a protein of 223 amino acids. The transcript has a single exon. NCBI's taxonomy places the organism in Eukaryota, Fungi, Ascomycota, Sordariomycetes, Sordariales, Chaetomiaceae.
UCAUAGACAUGCUUAGAACUCAGAACGCUUGCAAGUGGUUCCUGUUAGAGAACGGCUGUCAACCGAUGGAGAGACAAAGUUACAUUCAUACAACCUUACGGAGUAGCUUACUUCUUCUGUGUUAGUGACUGGUCUGUCAUUGGGAAUACUUUGUAGGCGAAAUGAGAUGGCCUUCUGGGGUUUCUGUUCUCUCGUUCGUCUUUGCCAUCGGUUUCUUUCCCUUUUCGGUCUUUCCUUUCAAUAGGACCACGUCGAGAAAGUUUCACACUCUAAUAGUUACAAUAAGACGGCCUGUCAUGUUCUGUGUUGAACUUGACAACGAACGAUUUCACUACCAAAAGUGGAGGCCAAGUAAGACAGACUGUAGAUCGGGGCCCUCUGUCCAUUUAUAUCUAUCCGAAAGCGCGCGGGAAGUUUGGUUGGCUCAUCUCGCACGUUGCGUUGAAAGAUGUAACACCAACGCCUUUGGUGCCGAGGUUGAUUGGCAAUACCGGUGCGCAGACGUUGGUUCGGAAAUAAAAUUGUAUCAGGCAAUAAUGCUGACACGGAAAAGCAGUGGCGGCGUGCUGCGUUGCGCCGACGAAAGCUGUGUUGUCUCAGCAAACCAUUCGGAUCCCCGGCCCAAUCUCGAUAUUCUUUUUGUCGGCAUCGAUGGCGGCCGCCAGCCAAGGAAUCCGCCAAGUUGGUGGCUGCCUCUUGGCUUGCGCGGGCCAGAAGGACCGUUGAUGCCGCGCAGCCGCCACCCGCGUCCUGCUUCUUCGGGAUCGAGUUUCCGUGUUUCGCAAACCCUCGAGGUUGACUUUUCCAUCCGUGGUUGGGCAAGUGUUUCAUAGGGUCUGAACUUCGGAUGGGGUUAUGCAAGGGGUGCGCGACUCGGCCAAUGGAGAGGCAACCGAAGGACUUCCGCGGCAGGGGCGGCAGGAACGGAAUGCAGGGAUAUGGUGCCUGCAGUCAGACGAGGGACUCGAAGAGAGGGGACAAGAUAUCGGACAUUUUAUUCGCUCAUUCACGGUCUAAAGUCGAUAGUUUCCUGUAGUCAGACACUCCGAGAUAGUUCCUGCCCCGCGUCGACCCACCGUCCGACCAAUCCCGCACGCCAUCUGAGGCCGCUUUCA